Molecule: messenger RNA, 351 nt
Organism: Mycena citricolor
Lineage: Eukaryota; Fungi; Basidiomycota; Agaricomycetes; Agaricales; Mycenaceae
Source: the annotation of a GenBank genome assembly
UCGACAUCAUCUUCGUUCACCCCCUUCCACAUCAUCACCGCCGUCAAGCCCGAAAUGUCGUACAGUCGAGAAUGGGACCAAGGCAAAGGCUCUUGGAACUCAGGAUCCCAUUGGAAUGGUUCUUCGGUUCAUAUGCGAGAGGACGACUACGCAGGGGAUGGCAAACGUCGGAAAACCAUGGGAGGCUACGACUCUUCUCAGGGCUACUCGGACUAUGGCUACGAUGCUGCGCCGUUCGGUGAACGGGGCGCUGGUGGAGCACCUCCGAAGAAACGGCUGCAACCCUCAGAACCCAGUCCUCACGUCAUCUUUUUGGGGCUCGAUCUUGACUUCACUGAAGCCGAUGUCUGA